AUGGCUCUGGAGGGAGAGAUACUGAGCGGGGGCGUUUACGUUGACCAGAACAAGUUCCUGUGCCACGCCGACACUAUCCACUGGCGUGAUAUUAUCAAGAACCCCCAGGCGGAGCUGCUGGUGGUUCCAUCCAACAACAGCAACAACGGAUGUAGACGAUGCCAUCGCUCAUGUAACGGACGCUGUUGGGGCCCUCAGGAAAGCCAGUGUCAAACAUUGACAAAAACGGUGUGUGCAGAGCAGUGUGACGGUCGCUGCUUCGGGCCUUACGUCAGCGACUGCUGCCAUCGAGAAUGCGCCGGUGGCUGCUCUGGCCCCAAGGACACAGACUGUUUUGCGUGCACUAAUUUUAACAACAGCGGGGCGUGUGUCACCCAGUGCCCUCAGCCAUUUGUGUACAACCCUACCUCCUUCCAGCUGGAGCCCAACCCCAAAGCCAAGUACACCUAUGGAGCCUUCUGUGUCAAGAAAUGCCCUCAUAACUUUGUGGUGGACCACAGCUCCUGUGUCAGAGCUUGCCCCAGCAACAAGAUGGAAGUGGAGGAGAAUCGGAUCAAAAUGUGCAUCCCAUGCACUGACAUCUGUCCAAAAGUGUGCGAUGGCAUCGGAACGGGCAGCCUCCAGGCGGAUCAAACUGUGGAUGCCAGCAAUAUAGAUAAGUUUUUGAAUUGCACUAAAAUCAACGGCAACCUCAUCUUUCUCAUCACUGGCAUUAAAGGGGACAUGUACCAUGGCAUUGGACCUUUGGACCCAGAGCGGCUAAAUAUUUUCCGCACAGUCAAGGAGAUCACAGGGUUCCUGAACAUCCAGUCUUGGCCCGAAAAUAUGACGGAUCUGAAUGUUUUUUCCAACUUGGCGACCAUCGGAGGCAGAUCUCUUUACAGCGGGAGUGAUAUUUCACUGCUGAUCCUGAAGCAGCGCUGGAUCUCCUCUCUUCACUUCCAGUCUCUAAAUGAGAUCAGUGCCGGAAAUGUCUACAUCCUGAACAACACCCGCCUCUGCUUCUACAACACCGUCAAUUGGACGUCACUUUUCAGGACCUCAAACCAAAAAGUCCUAAUACGCAACAACCGAGACCCGAAGGAAUGCACUCAGCAGCGGAUGGUAUGUGAUCGCAUGUGUUCGGACGACGGCUGCUGGGGUCCGGGGCCUGACCAGUGCCUCUCCUGCCGGUACUUUAAACGGGGCCGCACCUGCGUCCAGUCUUGCAACCUCUUUGACAGGGAAACGCGUGAAUAUGCCAAUGGAUCCAUGUGCCUAGAAUGUGACAGCCAAUGUGAGAAGAUGGAUGGAAACAGCCUAACAUGUCUUGGCCCGGGCCCAGACCAAUGUGUAAAAUGCCUUCACUUCAAAGAUGGGCCCAACUGUGUGGAGAAAUGCCCCGACGGUUUGCAGGGUGCCAACAGCUUCAUCUUCAAAUACGCCAAGGCCAACAACGAGUGUCAUCCCUGCCACGCCAACUGCACCCAAGGGUGCAUCGGGCCAAGACUCCAAGAUUGCGUCGGGAUGAUGGACAGGACACCCCUAAUAGCAGCUGGUAUCAUUGGUGGGUUAUUCAUCAUCGUCAUCCUGGCGCUCAGCGUUGCUGUUUAUGUUCGACGCAAGAGCAUCAAGAAGAAGAGGGCUUUGAGGCGCUUCUUGGAGACAGAGCUGGUGGAGCCCCUGACUCCCAGUGGAACAGCUCCCAACCAGGCUCAGCUACGCAUCUUGAAAGAGACAGAGCUGAAGAGGGUCAAGAUUCUCGGUUCUGGAGCUUUUGGGACCGUCUAUAAGGGCAUCUGGGUCCCAGAAGGUGAGACAGUAAAGAUCCCCGUUGCCAUAAAAAUCCUCAAUGAGACCACCGGUCCCAAAGCCAACGUGGAGUUCAUGGAUUUGUAUGUCUUGAUGCUGUCGAAGAGAUGGCCAAGGUUGUCUCUUUUCGGGGGUUGA
Messenger RNA from Fundulus heteroclitus (mummichog), 1929 nucleotides. Its product is annotated as receptor tyrosine-protein kinase erbB-4. The transcript has 18 exons. Gene Ontology annotation, cellular component: basal plasma membrane; signaling receptor complex. The coding region runs from base 1 to 1929 and encodes 642 amino acids. NCBI's taxonomy places the organism in Eukaryota, Metazoa, Chordata, Actinopteri, Cyprinodontiformes, Fundulidae. The record is from RefSeq and is a predicted model, not a curated record. Gene Ontology annotation, biological process: protein phosphorylation; cell surface receptor protein tyrosine kinase signaling pathway; positive regulation of kinase activity. Gene Ontology annotation, molecular function: epidermal growth factor receptor binding; ATP binding; transmembrane receptor protein tyrosine kinase activity.